GAGCUUCAGUUGAGGAUGGCAGGAGAUUCACGAAUCCUCAUGGACCACAACAUGGAGAUAGGAGUCACACCUGCACAGGUGAAGAAGCUUCCUAAACACUUGCGGGAGGCUCAGAUCUCGACUGAGCGAACCCACCUGAUUUCCGACCCGGCCAAGAAGCCACGUCAACGAUACGUGCAGAAGGACGGCAAGUGCAACGUUCAUCAUGGAAACGUGCAAGAGACCUACCGAUACCUCAGUGACUUGUUCACUACGCUGGUGGACCUACGCUGGCGUCUUAGUCUCUUUAUUUUCACCUUGGUCUAUGUAGUAAACUGGCUUUUCUUUGGCUUUCUGUGGUGGCUGAUAGCGCUCAUCCGUGGGGAUCUGGUGCAUGCUGAUGAGGAGGGCUGGACCCCCUGUGUGGAGAACCUCAACAGUUUUGUCUCAGCCUUCCUCUUCUCCAUUGAAACAGAGACCACCAUUGGGUACGGUUAUCGUGUAAUCACAGAGAAAUGCCCUGAGGGUAUCAUUCUGCUUUUGGUGCAGGCCAUCUUGGGUUCCAUUGUUAACGCCAUGAUGGUGGGCUGCAUGUUUGUCAAGAUCUCACAGCCAAAGAACCGCGCCGAGACCCUCAUGUUCUCGCACAAAGCUGUCAUAUCGGUGCGAGACAACAAGAUGUGCCUGAUGUUUCGGGUGGGAGACCUGAGGAACUCUCACAUCGUGGAGGCGUCGAUCCGAGCAAAGCUGAUCCGCUCGCAGCAGACCAAGGAGGGGGAGUUCAUCCCGCUCAACCAGACUGACAUCAACAUCGGCUUUGACACGGGAGACGACCGUCUUUUCCUGGUGUCGCCCCUGAUCAUCUCUCACGAGAUCAACGAGAAGAGCCCCUUCUGGGAGAUGACGCUGACGCAAAUGGAGAAGGAGGAGUUCGAGAUUGUGGUCAUCCUUGAAGGCAUGGUCGAGGCCACAGGGAUGACGUGUCAGGCCCGAAGUUCCUACCUGGACACGGAGGUGCUUUGGGGCUACCGCUUCACACCGGUUCUCUCCCUGGAAAAGGGCUUCUACGAGGUCGACUACAACAACUUCCACGAAGUCUAUGAGACCAACACCCCCACCUGCAGCGCCAAGGAGCUAGCUGCUAAGCUGCGGGAUGCGCCACUAUUGCCUCAGCUUUCACUCCUCAGCCCUGACCCCAAAUCCCAUAGUACUUUUGACGCCCUAAACCGCCUGUCCGAACGGGACCCACUCAGCCCAGAUGAGGACAAGGAGGAGAGAGAUUCAGGGGGUGACAGAGGAGAGACCAAUGGUUCAGCUGCUGCUCUGGAGGAUCCGCCCCUUGCUGAUGGACUGCCUGACUGA
Molecule: messenger RNA, 1341 nt
Organism: Anoplopoma fimbria (sablefish)
Lineage: Eukaryota; Metazoa; Chordata; Actinopteri; Perciformes; Anoplopomatidae
Gene: kcnj5
Product: potassium inwardly rectifying channel subfamily J member 5
Exons: 3
Coding region: 16-1341 (441 amino acids)
Biological process (GO): regulation of monoatomic ion transmembrane transport; potassium ion import across plasma membrane
Cellular component (GO): plasma membrane
Molecular function (GO): inward rectifier potassium channel activity
Source: RefSeq, a predicted model, not a curated record